Molecule: messenger RNA, 2916 nt
Organism: Monascus purpureus
Lineage: Eukaryota; Fungi; Ascomycota; Eurotiomycetes; Eurotiales; Aspergillaceae
Source: the annotation of a GenBank genome assembly
AUGAGAGCGUGUCUGUGUCGUGGUCGACUGUCGUAUCUGGGUCGCAGCCCUUUUCUCUCCUUUUUGCGCGCUGUUUCGUACCGCACUCGCUGUUCUACUGGGAAGGUUACUUCAUGCCGGACGAACCGACAAUGGAGUCGCGAGUUCUCUGCCAACUCCGCUCGACUCGAUGACGCCCUGCCCUCUCUAGACCGAGCAUGGCUGCGAGAACGUGCCCGGGGAAGACUUCCAAGGAUUGCAAUUCCGGCAAAUACCCCGGGGGAUCCUAGCGCAUGGAUCCCGUUGGUUGAGGAAUACCUCCCUCCAUCGCUGCGAGAUGGUCCGGAAGAGCUGGAGUCUAAGGAUAACAUAUACCAACAAGCCUAUUCUCUAGCGGCUCUCUUGUCGCAGGCGAGGCUGUCCGAGGGUGUCGAUGUGUUGGGCCAUCUCGGUUUUCAACUGAAUAGAUGGCCCGCGGUGCAUGCGCUUUUGAGUAAGCUGGUCGAUUUCUCUCAGGCACUCCAACAGGCGUCGAUUCCUCGACAACCCAUAUCGAGUCUCGACUGGGGGCUUAGCGCUGGUAUAUCACUUGAGCAGUUGAGUAGUGGUGGAGCUUCUAGCGAUGGAACACGAUGGUCGUCCCAAGUCCAAUUGAACUCCACCACCAAUCCUCGCAUCAUUCGAAAUAGUCUCGAGGAGUUGUCAAAUCGGCCUUUUGCGGAUGAACUCAGUCGACGACUUAUGGGAGAGGUCUGGUCAAAUCUGGGUUCCAUUGUCCUCUUCGCUGCUGAUCUUCCACCGAAUGAGUCGAAGCUAGCAAUGUCUUGUGUGUUUCAAAUACUUGCGCGCCUUCAUCAUUCAGGAUCGAUAUCAGAAAAUGUCUACAGAGAUUCACACAUGGACAGUGAGCAAGCGGGAUUUAGGCCUCCUGGGUUGUAUCUGCUUUCGACGCAUAUAAUGAGUAUUCUGUCAGACGCGGCAUGGCGGGUGCAUGAAGCGGAAGUUGCUGCCAAAGCUGCUGCUGCGGGCGAGGACUCUCCAUUUCUCCCGUUCAAAUUCGGGUUCAGAGAAUUAGGACCUGAGGUUUGGUUUGAACUUAUUCUCUGGUGCUGUGUGGAUCAUGCGCAUUACAUGGAAGGCGCAUGGCUGUUAGAGAAGAUGAAAGCACGAGAAGGCACCUUAGCCUGGCAUCUGAAGAGCUGGAAGCCCCUUCUUGAGUACCCAGAAUUGGUGAGAAAAACGAAGAUCGAUUCGGAAGAAUUCUGGCAUGACCUGGAUAGUCCUACGCCGACCCGAUCGUCAAGGAAACGCAAUCCUGUUUUCCACGGACUUGGAGAGCGAACCAUAAGCACUGAAGUUGUUGAGUCACUGUUAGGCGGUCUCGUAGACAAUGCUUAUCUGGGAUUCGGUCACCAUGGACUUCCGCUAAGCAAGAUUCGACAGUAUAUCUCACGUUUCAUGCCGAUGAUUGCUCCUGGGGGAGAUGGGGAGUUGCAGCCGACUACGAAGGCAUUCAAUUGGCUUACUGUCCGUAUUCUCGAAUCCGGGGGGCUGAAUGCUGAACUUGACCCGAAUGCUCUCGAGCAAGUCCUCAGGCUUAGUCCUCACGUCGUGCCUCCUUGGGAUGAGAGCUGUCCUACUGCCGAAGAGGCCCUGGAUGAGUUAGAAAAAUCACGGCUCUAUGAUGAAACCGCGGCCAUGGCGGGUCUGAUCGAAUACAAUAUCAGAUUCUACGCUGCUCGACAACGAACCGGGUCCGCCUUGAAAACGUGCGCUUGGUUGCAAGAAGUCGUUGACUCGAGCAAAUUGCAACAUAUACACAAUUUCCUCGAACAUGUUUCCCAGCUGGAUUGCUCAGACCUAGGUUUUUUUGAUGGAUCCUUCCUUACCCCUCAUCAGAUCUCCUACGAGUCUUCUAUUCCACAGAUGUCGAAUGUCACGUUCGCAAGGUUGCUUGACCUGGCAGCGACAGCAGGAGCAUUUACAUUCGGAAAGUGGCUGCUCCAUUCCGAUGACAUGGACGGGCCUCCGAUCCCGCGAAGUGCAUAUGGUGACCAAGCUCUCGCGCCUUCAAUACUUCGGUUCGCCGCAGCUUCCAAGGACAGAGUACUCUGCGAUCAAGUGGUGCAGAGUCUAUCGUCACCCAUCUCCCUGAACACGUUGAGAUCCCUAGCCAACGUCCGAAUCGCGCUGGGCGAAUGGGAUCGAGUAGUUCAAAUCCUGGAAUACAUCCGCGACCACCGACUGAAGUCCUGGGGCCACAGCAACGUGGCCGCAUUAGCCGCAGCGAUCCUGGAAGCGGACAGCGCCACCAUUGACAUUGAAAAUGGCCGUAAGAAUAAGAAAGCAGCGCUCGACAUCCUACUUCGACUCUUCAAUGGCGACUUCAACGACAAAUAUGACCGCAGCGAACGAAGCUUCCAACAGAAAACCCUCUACAGCUUCCGCCGCCUCUUCAUGUCCAUCCCGGGUCCCCUGCGCGAACUCGCCCAAAAGGCAACCCUAUGCCUCACCCGUGCCUCGAUCUCGCCGCACCAAGUCCCUAUCAUCCCAACAGCGGCAUUCCACCCUUUCCUCACAGCCCUGGUCCACACGCACGGCAGCACAGCCGGCAAGAACCUCUGGGAACAGUGGUGCGUGGACCCGCCAUUCCCAUCCGAUCAACGGCUCCGAGAAGGCGGGAUCCCGCGCCUGUAUUUCCAGCGUGAACGGGAUCGAGAACGCGGGGAUCCGCAUUUCGACACGGCCUGGUUCCAGCAUACACGGCAGAAAGCUAUCAUUCCGAAUCUGGAUACAGUGAGGAUUAUAGCGCAGGCUGCUUUGAGGGAGUAUAAUGCUGGUCUGAAGAAGAAAGUUGACGCGGAGGCCGUGCUGGACUUUUGUGUGGAGAGGGGUUCCAAGAAAAACAAAAAAAGGGUGGAUCAGCAUGAAGCAUGA